This is a messenger RNA of Hyaloperonospora brassicae, 579 nucleotides long. The record is from the annotation of a GenBank genome assembly. NCBI's taxonomy places the organism in Eukaryota, Oomycota, Peronosporomycetes, Peronosporales, Peronosporaceae.
AUGUGGAAGCCCGGCAGCGACCGGCCAAAGAAGGACGAGCCACACAGAGCCAGCAGCGACAAGGACCAUGCGGCGUCAGCUCCGAGCGACGGUAUGCCAGUGCGUCCAGCCAAAGAGACGCCGGCCAAGUUCGUGCUGUCGCAGAAGACACUGGCCAUGAAGUUUAUGCAGCGCAAGAAGAAGACGGAAGCGCACCGUAUUGCAGCCGUACAGGAACAGCAUAAACAGAAUACGUGGGAAGCCGCGACCAUCGACGACGGACAGAGUCCUGACGACGGCUCGAGGAUCGUCUGCACGCGCGACGUGCCCGACCCGUCGUUGCCGCUGCUGUUCGGCCGUCGCUCCUUUGGCGCCUUCAACAAGAACGUCGAGGACGAGCUGAAGGAAGCGUCGAGAGCGCUGCGCUUCAAGGCGUCCGAGGAGAAGGAGCUUCGGGAAGAGAUCUCGGCCGAGGAGAUGACGGCGCGCAUGCUCAAGUACACGGGACUGGGUCGUCGCUGCGGGAAAGACAGCAGCGGCGGACGACGUCCGAACAGCGGUGGGCGACGUCCACACAGCAACAAGCGGCAGCGGAAAUAA